UCAAACUGGUUAUUCUUCAGGUAAAAAAAAAAAUCAGACGAGAAUAGAGAGUUCACUGAAAUGGGAGGAUGGCCAAUUCUUUAAGAGGUGAAGUGUUGAAUCUGUACAAAAAUCUGCUGUACCUUGGAAGGGAGUAUCCCAAAGGAGCAGACUACUUUAGAAGCCGUUUGAAAGCAGCUUUUCUAAAAAACAAAGAUGUGAAAGAUCCUGAAAAAAUUAAGCAACUAAUUGCACGAGGAGAAUUUGUUAUAAAAGAGUUGGAGGCUUUGUACUUUCUCAGAAAAUACAGAGCUCUGAAACAGCGCUACUACAGUGACGACAAUAAGUAACCGGUGGUAAUGACCCUGCCUGUAACAAUACAAAUCCAUAAAAAUAAACAAUAAAAGAGCUGUAACCUCAGAAGAAAUGAAACGUAAAUCCUUCCAACCCAUCUAGAGUACAGCUUAGGACCUUGCUUCCCCGUAAGCACGCGCAUGAAGGAUUUGGGGUUUGUAUUACAUGGGUAAUAGGUUUUUCUCAACUACUUUUGACCUCCUUCAACUAAAACUGCAUGUACAAAAUCAAUUUUGCAGGAAGUAGUGGUAAAUGCUGCUGUUCUCUUUCACUUCGAUAUGCAUCUUGGAACAGAUAGCUACGCUUGUAUUUACCCGAGCGCCGUGUGUUUGAAGGCUGACUCAAGACACUGCUUCUCUUGGUACCUAGAAGAUUAAUCUGGUUUUAUGUGUCUUCUCCAUUUUAUGAUUCAUUUCUAGCAUAAAUGAGCAACUUCUCAGAAGUAAAAUAAAUUCUUAAAGAUUUUAACUA
Molecule: messenger RNA, 804 nt
Organism: Phalacrocorax carbo (great cormorant)
Lineage: Eukaryota; Metazoa; Chordata; Aves; Suliformes; Phalacrocoracidae
Source: RefSeq, a predicted model, not a curated record